ACUGUAACGGAUGGCGGAAGUGACGUCACGCGGGGCGGAGUGCCCGGCAGAUUUGAAAACGGAGCGUCAAGUAUUGCGCGGGUCCCCGCGAGGCAGGAGAGCGGCAGGAUGGACCUGACCUUUCCCCGCUACGGCCCCAACGACCUCCUCACGCACCUUCGCAACCAGGUGCUGGCCGGCGCCGAGGCCAAGAACCUCGUCAAGAGCGACCUGUUCCCCAACCCCAAGCCUGAAGUAUUGCACAUGAUUUUCAUGAGAGUCCUGCAGAACGUAUAUGGGAUUCGUCUUGAGCACUUCUACAUGAUGCCAGUCACCGUUGAAAUAAUAUAUCCACAGAUUUUGGAAGGCUUCCUACCUGUUUGUAAUCUGUACAUUCAUAUGGGGCGUUUUCUUCCCAUCUGUCGUGUUAAUGACUUUCAGAUCGCUGAUAUCAUAAAUCCAAAAGCAAAGCGGACAGCUCGCUUCCUCAGUGCUGUUCUCAACUUCAUUCACUUCCAAGGAUCGUGUCGUAAUGCCUACCUGGAAUUACAAUGGACAUACAAAUCGGCUAUGGAAAAAAUACAGCAGUUGCAAACAGCAAAUCAACAGGCAGCAAUGAAGCUGGAGAAACUUGAUACCAUUCCUGCAGAGCAGCAGGCAGAGUUCAAGCAACUGUCUGAUGACAUUCAGGAACUGCGGCAACUGCUAAAUACGGAGUAUUGUCGAAAAACGACAGCUUUGCAAGAAGUAACCUCACAAAAAAAAUCAGAAGUUUCGGAGAGAACCCGAAGUCUCAAUGAGCUAAAAGUGACAAUAGCUACAUUGAAAGAAGAACAAGAGCAGCUGAAAUCGCAAAUCGUGGAGUCUCCGGAGGAACUGAAGAAUUACAAAGAACAUAUGAAAGAGACUGUUCAGAAACUAAAGAAAGCUAAGCAAGAUAUCAUUGAGAAGUAUGAAAGUUAUCGAGACUUAGUUGAGAUUCUGCCAUCAUGUCAGUUGGAAGUGCAGUUAUACCAGAAGAGAAUGCAAAGCCAAGGAGAAAAUGUGGACAGAAUGGCCAGCAUCUUAUCAGAGGUCAGAAAUCUGGAGGACCAGAUUGAGAGUGCUCAGAGAGAGCUGAAGAAUGCCAAGACAGAUGAAAUGUCCUUAAAGAGACUAGUCACUGCUAAACAUGAGAAGUUGUCUACAACUGGAAUAAGGAUAAAGAAGAAACAUGAAGAUGUUGAGCAAUAUAAGCGCACAGUAUUUGAGCAUUGUAACAGAGUGCAGGAAAAGAGAGGGGCUGUUUAUGAGAAGGUGACAGCAAUUCACAAGGAAAUCAAGCAAAUAAGAUCCAAAGUUCAGCAGCUGAAUGAGAACACUGAAAAAGAAAAAAUGAAAGCUCAGGAGAUCUACUUGAACCUACGGGCUGGCUUGGAGAAGUACCAUGAAUCUUUGGCAAAGAUAGCAGAGAACUAUGCAACCUCAAGAGAUGCAAAAAUUGCUGAACUAAAGAUGGGACUGCUUAGUGUUCAGGCUUCUUGAACUAGCUCUUAGACUUGCUUUCCUUUGUUCUGCUUUUAUUAUAUUUAUCCUCGGGUCUCAAUUUGAAAGAUUGCAUUUUGUGUGGGAGGGAUAAUUACUCAAGAUAAAAAAAAUCUGUUUCUCACAAAAUCCAUCAGUACACAUUUAGUGUUACAGGUAAACCCUCAGUGUCAGCUGAUUAUUGUGGGUGCAAGAGGGCUUAGCCAGCCUGCUGACACCUUUUUUUUUUGGUCAAUUCUGAUUCUUCUGAUGGCAAAAAUGCCAGUUUGGCUUGCAAAACUCGCCUGUGGCUUGCUAUUAGCUCUUGGAAUAACUGUUUUUUCCAGAUGUUGAUGCAUCUCAACAUGAAGUGCAUCCUCAAAUCUCAGUUUUGCUACAUUUGAGCUAUACUGAACAGAAUCUGAAUGACCCCAUAUUCUGUCUGAUCCAGUGAUCAUAAUCAUAGUGGGACAGUAAAUUUUUCUUGUAUGACCUCUGGUUUGCCUGGCCUCUGAGAAGCCCUCAGAGGAAAGUUUCCUACUUGGGGAACCAUACAAUUUUAUUUAGUGGUGUCCCUCUUGAACCUUGAAUUCAAGGUCCCUGCUUUGUGUGGUAUUGAACAUUCAUUUGUUUCUACAGGAUGAGUCCAUAUUUUGGUGAACACUUUAAAAAAAAAAAAAGUGUGGACUGAUAUCCUGUACAUUUGCAUAGAAAUCACUAUUUGGCCAAAUGGGGUAUGAAUUGUUACAGUACGUAUGUAGUGCAUUGUAUUUAUACAAGUCUUUACAACAUCUAUUUAGUCUCACUUUUCUAUUGUUUUCUUUCCCCUAUUCAGUGUGAUCAUUAUCUCUUUGAUGUAACAUUUAGUUUUUCAAUCUAGAAUACUGCCGGACACAUUUUAUUAAAUUUUUCUACUUUGCCCAAAACUGCUUCUUGCAAUUAUCACUCAGUUGAGAACUUCAGGAUUUAGCUUUAAAUCUGUCUAUUCAUGUCCAUUCUUCUGUUUCUCCCUUUCCUUUUUUGUCUGGAUUUUCAGUAUCCCUUAACUCCUUUUUUUUUUUUUUCCUCCCCAUUUUGCUAAAGUCUGUUAGGGUAAAAUUUUUAAAAGGUAUGUCAUGUAAAUGUUUUUUGGAAAUAAGAUUUCAGCAUUUUUUGACAACUGCAUUUAAGCUAUUAUUUCUUAGUUGACACAGCUUUUGUUUUAAUUAUUUCAACCCGUCUCUCCAUCACCAACAUAAAUAAAAUGUGAUUACUAACAUGAAA
Messenger RNA from Alligator mississippiensis (American alligator), 2745 nucleotides. It is a transcript of the gene NUF2, whose product is annotated as NUF2 component of NDC80 kinetochore complex. The coding region runs from base 109 to 1503 and encodes 464 amino acids. Gene Ontology annotation, cellular component: kinetochore; Ndc80 complex. The transcript has 14 exons. The record is from RefSeq and is a predicted model, not a curated record. Gene Ontology annotation, biological process: meiotic chromosome segregation; mitotic spindle organization; attachment of mitotic spindle microtubules to kinetochore. NCBI's taxonomy places the organism in Eukaryota, Metazoa, Chordata, Crocodylia, Alligatoridae. Gene Ontology annotation, molecular function: protein-containing complex binding.